GGCCACGGGGAAGGGGGCGGGGCUUAUGGGCAGGCACAUGCAACUCAGCCCCGCCCCCGUGCGAGAGACAGACAGGCAUCAAAGGCAAUAAGGGGCGUGGCCUUUAGGGAGGGGGCGUGGCUUCCGAGGAAAGACCCCCUCAAAAGCUUCCCGCCCACCCAUUGGGUCCCACUCGGUUAGAAGAAGAGGAAGAGGAUGCGGAUGCUGGUGCUGAUGCUCCUGGGGAUGCGGAUCCAGGCCUGCCCAGAAGGCUCCUACCGCGACCCCUCUUCAGGCCUCGAGGACUGCCUCCCCUGCGACGUUUGUGACGAAGGGAGUUCCUAUCUCCGUCCCUGCGGCCCCGAGGCCAACGCCGUCUGCAAAUGCCCCCCCGGAAGAGAGUGCGGGGGCAACACCUGUGUCCGGUGCCACUGUCCGGAGGGUCAGGAGCCCACUAAGGAUGGCGGCUGCCAACGCUGCCCCGAAGGGGAGUUCAGCGACGGGACCUCGGGACCCUGCCGCCCCUGGAGCCGGUGUCCCCCCGGCCACCGGAUCCAGACGCCUGGGAUGGAGGAGAGCGACGUGGUUUGCCAGCCGGAGCCGGAAGGCCCCACAGUGCCCAACUCAGGGAUCCCCACCACUAAGAAAAUGGAGCCCUCCACCCGGCUGCUGCCCAUUGCCUUGCUUGCGGCCGCCCUGCUCUCCUGCCACCUGGUGCUGCUCUUCUUCUGCCGGCUCUGGGUUCAAGGGAAGCCCCAGGAAGGACCCUGCCGCCAACCGGCCCAAGAAGUGGACGACUGCAGCUACUGCUUCCCGGAGGAAGAGGAAGGAGACGGUGGCGGAGAAGGCUUCCUGACCAAGGGGGAGCUGCUGCUGCUGGAGAAAGUCCCAUAACAAGAUCCCCCUCCAUUCAAACCAGGCCUUCCAUGUGUUUUGGACUUCAACUCCCACCAUUCUUAACAGACGGGGAAAAGGAAGGGAAUGGUGGGAGUUGAAGUCAUAAACACCUGGAAGGGCCAAGUGCUUGCUGUAGAAGAAGUGCAAGAGGGGUUGUUUGGCUUCUCUGCUCAGCCCACCUUCCUCCUCUUUGGUGGCACUUGUUCCGCAGGCAGAAAAGGCCACCCUUUCCUCUCCCGCGUGAGCGAGUCGGCUUCGGUGGAAACAUUGGGGUGGGUGACGUUGGCUGUGGUUGCAACGCCGUCCGAUCCCCCGCAGACUGGAAACACUUUGACGCCCGAGGAGCUUCCUUUCUUCCUCCUCCUCCGUCACCGAUACCACUGUUGCCCUUUGAAGAGGCCACUGCGUCCCACGGAGGGUCUCUCUGCCUGCUCAAUGGGAAACUGCUUGUCUUUUAACCGACUGAGCCCCCCAAAAAGGGUGGCACGGCCCUGCGGAAAACAUAACGACAAACGCGUUGUCGGUCCUCAGGUUCCCUCCAGUUGGAGAAAUCCAAUAUUUUCGUCUACCUCGUUUUAAUAAAGUUUCCUUUCCUUC
Anolis carolinensis (green anole) is the source of this 1473-nucleotide messenger RNA. RefSeq names its product TNF receptor superfamily member 9 (gene tnfrsf9). Gene Ontology annotation, biological process: regulation of cell population proliferation. Gene Ontology annotation, molecular function: protein binding; signaling receptor activity. The transcript has 7 exons. Lineage: Eukaryota; Metazoa; Chordata; Lepidosauria; Squamata; Anolidae. Bases 196 to 873 code for a protein of 225 amino acids. The record is from RefSeq and is a predicted model, not a curated record.